Phacochoerus africanus (Common warthog) is the source of this 1535-nucleotide messenger RNA. RefSeq names its product peptidylprolyl isomerase D (gene PPID). The transcript is spliced from 10 exons. Gene Ontology annotation, molecular function: protein binding; peptidyl-prolyl cis-trans isomerase activity. Bases 132 to 1244 code for a protein of 370 amino acids. NCBI's taxonomy places the organism in Eukaryota, Metazoa, Chordata, Mammalia, Artiodactyla, Suidae. Gene Ontology annotation, biological process: protein folding; protein peptidyl-prolyl isomerization. The record is from RefSeq and is a predicted model, not a curated record.
UUUCCGGAUCUGGCGCCGGAAGAGGCUCGUCAGCGCCGCCGCUUUUCGCGGACUGAAGCGCUCAGGGGUUUGAGCUGCGCGGUGGCCACGCGGUUACCUGGAGUAGCUCGCUAACGCUUCGGCAGGUCACCAUGUCGCACCCGUCUCCCCAGGCAAAGCCCUCCAACCCAAGUAACCCCCGAGUCUUCUUUGAUGUGGACAUUGGAGGGGAGCGAGUUGGUCGAAUUGUCUUAGAAUUGUUUGCAGAUAUUGUACCCAAAACUGCAGAGAAUUUUCGUGCGUUGUGUACAGGAGAAAAAGGCAUUGGACCCACCACUGGAAAACCGCUCCAUUUCAAAGGAUGCCCUUUCCAUAGAAUUAUUAAGAAAUUUAUGAUUCAGGGUGGAGACUUCUCAAAUCAGAAUGGGACAGGUGGAGAAAGUAUUUAUGGUGAAAAAUUUGAAGAUGAAAAUUUCCAUUAUAAGCAUGAUAAGGAGGGGUUACUGAGCAUGGCAAACGCUGGCUGCAACACAAACGGUUCUCAGUUCUUCAUCACAACAGUUCCAACUCCGCACUUGGAUGGGAAGCAUGUGGUGUUUGGCCAAGUGAUUAAGGGCAUGGGUGUGGCAAGGAUCCUGGAAAAUGUGGAGGUGAAAGGUGAAAAGCCUGCCAAAUUGUGCGUUAUUGCAGAGUGCGGAGAACUGAAAGAAGGGGAUGAUUGGGGAAUAUUCCCAAAAGAUGGUUCUGGUGACAGUCAUCCAGAUUUCCCCGAGGACGCAGAUAUAGAUUUAAAAGAUAUAGAUAAAAUUUUAUUAAUAACUGAAGACUUAAAAAACAUUGGAAAUACUUUUUUCAAAUCCCAGAAGUGGGAGAUGGCCAUUAAAAAAUACACAAAAGUUUUAAGGUAUGUGGACGGCGCGAAGGCUGUUUCCGAGGAAGCAGAUGGGUUAAAACUGCAGCCUGUUGCUUUAAGCUGCAUGCUGAAUAUUGGUGCUUGUAAACUGAAGAUGUCCGAUUGGCAGGGUGCAGUCGACAGUUGUUUAGAGGCCCUUGAAAUAGACCCAUCAAAUACCAAAGCACUGUACCGUAGAGCCCAGGGAUGGCAAGGAUUAAAAGAAUAUGAUCAAGCAUUGGCUGAUCUUAAGAAAGCUCAGGAGAUAGCGCCAGAGGAUAAGGCUAUCCAGGCAGAAUUGCUGAAGGUCAAACAAAAGAUAAAGGCACAGAAAGAUAAAGAGAAGGCAGCUUAUGCAAAAAUGUUUGCUUAAAAAGUAAUUCAGUUUUGCUUGUGUGCAUUGAUUGUAUAAAGACAAUAAGAAAAUGUAACGGUUUGUCUAUGUAUGACCCCUAAUGUGUUCCCUUUGAUAGUUCAGUUCCCCAGUGUUUGGUGGGAGGAAAACUGAUAGGGACUCUGUUAAUAAACUAGUGUUAUAAAAUACAAUGAAGUUGAUUUCUUUUUAAAUGGCUGUCUGCAUUAUUCACAACGGAUAAUGAUGUCCAGCCUGUUUUUAAACUCCUAAAGACACAAAUCUUGUUUGAAUAAACAGAUGAAAGCUUAA